Molecule: messenger RNA, 1395 nt
Organism: Brachypodium distachyon (stiff brome)
Lineage: Eukaryota; Viridiplantae; Streptophyta; Magnoliopsida; Poales; Poaceae
Product: zinc finger CCCH domain-containing protein 28
Exons: 9
Coding region: 56-1078 (340 amino acids)
Molecular function (GO): metal ion binding
Source: RefSeq, a predicted model, not a curated record
CACGUACGGCCCCGGUCUGCAUUCCCUUCUCUCUGUCUCCUCUCCCUUCUCCCCAAUGGCGUCCGCCGAAAUCCCCAACGCCGUCACCAACGACCCCAACCCCACCCGCUCGCCGUCGCCUCCGCUCCCACCGCGCAAGCGCCGCCUCUCCCUCUCCCCAUCCCGCUCCCCUGCCCUCUCCCCUGCCCUCUCCCCCAGGCGUUCCUCGUCUCGCUCCCGCUCCCCUCGCCGCGAGCGAAGCCGGAGUCGCAGUCGUAGCCGUAGCCGCAGCCGCAGCCGCAGCCGGAACCGGACCCGCAGUCGCAGUCGGAGCCGUAGCCCGCGCCAACCCGACGGCAAGCGGGCGCGGCACAGCGACCUCACCGUCGAGGUGUGCCGCGACUACCUGCGCGACAGGUGCACCCGCUCCGACCUCGAGUGCAAGUAUGCGCACCCGCACCAGUCCGUCUCCGUCGACCGUGACAACAAGGUGACGGCGUGCGCGGAUUCGCUGAGAAACAACUGCUUCCGGGGCAGAACCUGCCGCUACUACCACCCGCCUCCUCAUAUCCAGGAGUCGUUGCUGAGAUCAAUUGGUGUAGACGCCCCACCAGCAAAGAUGGUUUGCAGAGAUUUUGCACGUGGACGAUGUUCAAGAUCAGCAAAUGAGUGUCGUUUCUUGCACCACUCAUCUGUUCAAGAAAGUGCAAUUGUUUGCCAAGAUUUCUUGCGUGGGAGGUGUGACCGUAUCUCAUGUAGGUACACUCAUGUAAUAGCACAACAGAUGUUCCCCCCACCAAUGAGGGAUCUUCCAAUGCAAAUGCAAUACCCUGAGAUGGUUUACAUGGCACCACCACCACCACAUGGAGUACCUAUGAUGGUUCCUCCUCUCUCGCCUCCUACAGCAUUUGCUGAUCACAGGAGGGUGGAAGUUUGCAGGGACUUCUUGAAGAACAUGUGUACUAGAGAAUCGUGCAGAUUUGCACACCCUGAUUCACGCAGUGAGGUGCCAAAUGACAGGGUUGAAGUCUGCCGUGAUUUUAAACGUGGAGAAUGCACUCGGCCUAACUGUCGCUUUUUCCAUCCAUCCUCGAGCUGAAGUUCUCUUAGAUAAAUCUUGAGUAGCCUGCCCUGCCGCCGCUGCUACUGCUCUGCUGCUGCUAAAUCCGCUCCUGCUGCCAAAGAGCUGCUGCGCUGGCUGCUGUGCUGCUAAGGUGCCAUAGAGUAUGAGAACCUCACAAGUGCUAUAUUUGCAUGGAAGAAAAACAUAUCAUCAUCCUGUGAUGUUCUGAUGGUUGCUUAAACUUGAGUCUGCUUCGGAAUAGUACUCAAUGGGGAUUGCGUGUGUGAUUAUGUACGCUGUGAGUUGCUGCGGCAUUUGCAUAAUUGGAUUUUGUAUACCCUGUACUCUUUGCA